UCCCUCGGCUCCCUCCCCUUCCGGAAUCCCUUGGUCGACCUCUUCACUCACCCUCGACAACUCAGUUCUCCAACACACACUCUCUUUGUCGUGCCUCUCGGUCUCUCUCACGCUCACUCAGCACCCACACAACACCAACUCACGCUCUUUGUUCCCUCUCUCGCUCACCUCUCCGAAACUCCUCGCACUGCUCAUCAUGCGCUUCACCGCUACGCUCUCCUCUGCGCUCGUCGCCGUCGCCUUUGCCUCGAGCGCCGUCGCUCAGGCGCCGGCCGAUGUUGACGGUCUCGAGGACCGCAGCAUCGCCAUCCCUCUGCGUCGCCGUCACGCCGGCCUGCGCCACGGCGCUCUCGACGCGCGCGAUGGCUCCGGCGCCGCCGACAUGGCCGCCAUCGAGCGCGCCAUGGUGCACAUCGAGCGCCGCUACGGCAACGCCUCUGCCCCCGCCGUCGUUGCUCGGGCCGAGCGCGCCGAGAAGCGCUGGGUCAACAUCGUCGCUGCAGCUGCUGGCGCGGCUGAUGCGUGGGAAGACACCAUCGCCGCACUGAAGGACUCUGCGCACGGUGGUGUGGCCCAGAACACUGGCACCGGAUCGUCCAAGACGACCAAGUCGAGCAACUCGGCCAGCGAGGCCAAGAACCGCAUCGCAAUGAAGCAGGACGGGCCCGCCGUGUCGGCCGUCGCGCCGCUGCGCAACGUCGUCAUGUCGAACAACCGCGAGCUCGAGUUCCUGGCCGAGAUCAAGAUCGGCACGCCGGCGCAGAGCUUCUGGCUGGACCCUGACUCUGGCAGCGCCGAUCUCUGGGUCAAGGGCACCGACUGCACCUCGUCCUCCUGCGGCACCUCCUCUCGCACGCGCUACAACCAGUUCAAGUCGUCGUCGUACUCCGACACGCCCGGCUCGAAGAAGUUCAGCCUGCAGUACGGCAUCGGCGGCGUCUCUGGCCGUCUUGUGCGCGACAACGUCCGCCUCGGCAGCGUGCGCAUGCCCGGCAUGACGAUUGGUCUCGCCAACAAGGUCUCGCCCGACUUUGCCAACGACCCGGCCGACGGCAUCCUCGGCCUCGGCUACCGCGCCAUCGCCUCGGCGCACCAGAAGCCCUUCAUCGUGCGUGCCGCCGAGCAAAACCAUCUCUCGCGUCCCAUCGCCUCCUUCGCCUUCGGCCGGCGACUGAGCGGCACCGACAACAAGUCGGAGAUGCGCAUCGGCGCCGUCAACCGUGGGCUCUACAGCGGCAAGACGACGUGGUACCCGGUGACACAGCAGGCAUACUGGCAGUUCGCAUUCGACUCGUUCGGCGCGCAGGGCAAGAAUGGCCUGCAGCGCAGCGAGGGCAUCAUCGACACUGGCACCUCGCUCAUUGCCAUGCCCGCCGAGGAUGCCGCGACGUUCUGGGCCGACGUGCCUGACUCGCAGUUCGACGAGGAGAGCGGCACCUACACGUUCCCCUGCUCCACCAAGGUCAACGCCGUGCUGCGCAUGCCCGGCGGCCAGACGAUCAGCCUCAACAACAAGGACAUCAACCUUGGCACGGACGGCGUUGGCUCGCCCCGCUGCGUCGGCGCCAUCACGGCGAGCAACACGCCCGGACAGACCAUCUUUGGCCUGGCGAUGCUCAAGAACAUCUACACGGUGCUCGACUUUGGACAGAACCGCAUCGGUCUGGCCACGCUCAAGCUCUAGGCGUCGUCGUCGUUUCGCGCAUGGCCCUCGAAUCUC
Tilletiopsis washingtonensis is the source of this 1720-nucleotide messenger RNA. Its product is annotated as acid protease. The record is from RefSeq and is a predicted model, not a curated record. Bases 197 to 1684 code for a protein of 495 amino acids. The transcript is spliced from 2 exons. Gene Ontology annotation, molecular function: aspartic-type endopeptidase activity. NCBI's taxonomy places the organism in Eukaryota, Fungi, Basidiomycota, Exobasidiomycetes, Entylomatales. Gene Ontology annotation, biological process: proteolysis.